Messenger RNA from Knipowitschia caucasica, 1410 nucleotides. The record is from the annotation of a GenBank genome assembly. Lineage: Eukaryota; Metazoa; Chordata; Actinopteri; Gobiiformes; Gobiidae.
AUGAAGUAUGACCACAUCCCUGGGCCACCGCGAAACAGCUUUUUAUUUGGACAUUUGAGUCUCUUCUUGGAUUCGAUGAAAAAAGAUCAGCUAAUCUUUGACAAAAUGAGAGAAUGGGCAGAGACGUACGGACCGGUGUACAAGUUAAAUAUGUUUCACACAGUUUUUAUUUUCGUCACGUGUCCAGAGGCUACUAAGGAAAUUCUCAUGUCUUCAAAGUACCCCAAAGACAAAAACUUUCACAGAAGAAUUUUCAAUCUUUUUGGACAAAGGUUCUUGGGAAAUGGCCUGGUGACAGCAGUGGAUCAUGAUUUGUGGUAUAAACAGCGUCGCAUCAUGGACCCCGCCUUCAGCAGCUUAUAUCUGAGGGGCAUGAUGGGCACGUUCAAUGAGAGAGCGGAGAAACUCAUGGAGCGGCUUUCUGUGGAGGCCGACAACCAGACUGAAGUGUCCAUGCUUCAGCUGGUCAACUGUGUUACUAUGGACGUUAUAGCAAAGGUUGCAUUUGGAGUUGAGUUGGAUCUUCUCAACAAAAGUUCUCCUUUUCCAAAAGCCGUUGAGAAGUGUCUGGCAGGUCUCGUAGUACAUGCACGAAAUAUAUUUUAUGAGUUUGAUCCAAGGAACAGAGCAUUCAUAAAAGAGGUGAGGGAAGCCUGUAAGCUGCUGCGCAUCACUGGAGCUGAGUGGAUCAAAAACAGACAACAGGCCAUGCAAGACGGAGAGAAUGUCCCCAAAGACAUCCUCACACAGAUCAUCAAAUCAGCCGGACAAGAGGACAGUAUGACCAAAGAGGAUGAGGAAAUCAUGUUGGACAAUUUUGUGACAUUCUUCAUUGCAGGUCAGGAGACGACAGCUAAUCAACUUGCCUUUUGUAUAAUGGAACUGGGAAGACAUCCUGAUAUCCUGGAAAAGUUGAAGAAAGAGGUGGAUGAUGUUAUUGGGAGUAAGCGAGACAUCAGCUACGAUGAUCUGGGGAACUUGACCUAUCUUUCACAAGUGCUGAAAGAGACUCUCCGGCUUUACGCAACCGCUCCAGGCACAAACCGUGAUGUUCCAAUGGACAUUGAGAUCAACGGUAUCCAUAUUCCUGCAGGAGUCACAGCCGGGUUCAGCUCUUUUGUAACCAGCAGAAUGGAGAGAUUCUUCAAAGACCCUUUGAAGUUUGACCCCGACAGAUUUCAUCCUGAUGCUCCAAAGCCGUAUUAUUGCUACUUCCCCUUUUCCCUCGGCCCUCGAUCGUGUCUUGGUCUGAACUUUGCUCAGAUGGAGGCUAAAGUGGUGCUGGCUAAACUGCUCCAGAGGUUUGACUUCAGCCUGGUCCCAGGACAGAGUUUUGAUAUUCAGGACAUGGGGACACUGAGGCCCAAGAGUGGAGUCGUCUGCACUGUCGAACACAGACUCAGCCAAUGA